GGGGACUCCCGCGGCCCCCGGGAGAUCCGCGGUGCGCUCCAUUCCAGCCCCUUCCUCGGGGUGACCGGGAAGGGGGGGUCUUGUCCGCUGCAGGGUCAGCAGGCCCUAUGGAGCGCGCGGCGGCUCCGCUCCGAGAUUCCUUCUCGGUCCGGGUUCUGGAAAGCAAAGCCGCGGGGCCCCCAAUAGACUGUGGCGUGCGGGCAAGUGGUUCCGGCGCCGAGCCCCAGGAACGCUAUCUGACGCCCGAGCUGUCGCGGUGCUCAGGGGGUGCGCUCCUGCCUGGCAGCCCCCACCCGGAGGAGAGGCGCGUCCUUAGGGUCCGCCCCGCCAGUGCCUGCUCCGCGCUCGCGGUGGCUGGACAACCCCGGGACUCAGCCAGGUGGAUGUUGUGUGUAGCUGGAGCCAAGUUGAAGAGAGAACUCGAUGCCACCGCAACAGUAUUGGCAAACCGGCAAGAUGAGAGCGAGCAGUCCAGAAAGCGGCUCAUUGAGCAGAGCCGAGAAUUCAAGAAGAACACUCCAGAGGAUUUGCGCAAGCAGGUAGCACCACUGCUGAAGAGCUUCCAGGGGGAGAUUGAUGCACUGAGUAAAAGAAGCAAAGAAGCUGAAGCAGCCUUCUUGAAUGUCUACAAGAGAUUAAUUGAUGUUCCAGACCCGGUGCCAGCCCUGGAUCUGGGGCAGCAACUGCAGCUCAAAGUGCAGCGCCUGCAUGACAUUGAGACGGAAAACCAGAAACUUAGGGAAACUCUCGAAGAAUACAACAAGGAAUUUGCUGAAGUGAAAAAUCAAGAGGUUACGAUAAAAGCACUUAAAGAGAAAAUCCGAGAAUAUGAGCAGACUCUGAAGAGCCAAGCAGAGACAAUUGCUCUUGAGAAGGAACAAAAGUUGCAAAAUGAUUUUGCAGAGAAGGAGAGAAAGCUACAGGAGACACAGAUGUCAACCACCUCAAAGCUGGAAGAGGCCGAGCAUAAACUUCAGACUCUGCAAACAGCCCUCGAAAAAACUCGAACAGAAUUAUUUGACCUGAAAACCAAAUACGAUGAAGAAACUACUGCAAAGGCCGACGAGAUUGAAAUGAUCAUGACCGACCUUGAAAGAGCAAACCAGAGGGCAGAGGUGGCACAGAGAGAGGCAGAGACCUUAAGGGAGCAGCUCUCAUCGGCCAACCACUCCCUCCAGCUGGCCUCACAGAUCCAGAAGGCACCGGAUGUGGAGCAGGCCAUAGAGGUGCUGACUCGCUCCAGCCUGGAAGUUGAGUUGGCCGCCAAAGAGCGGGAGAUUGCCCAGCUGGUGGAGGAUGUGCAGAGGCUCCAGGCCAGCCUCACAAAGCUGCGUGAAAACUCAGCCAGCCAGAUCUCCCAGCUCGAGCAGCAGCUGAGCGCCAAGAACAGCACACUCAAACAACUGGAAGAAAAACUCAAAGGACAGGCUGACUAUGAAGAGGUGAAGAAAGAGCUGAAUAUCCUGAAGUCCAUGGAGUUUGCACCAUCAGAAGGAACUGGGACGCAGGAUGCGGCCAAGCCCCUGGAGGUGCUGCUGCUGGAGAAGAACCGCUCACUGCAGUCCGAGAACGCUGCACUGCGCAUCUCCAACAGCGACCUGAGCGGGUCAGCCAGGAGAAAAGGGAAAGACCAACCUGAGAGUCGGCGCCCUGGACCCUUGCCGGCCUCCCCUCCUCCUCAGUUGCCCCGCAACACGGGGGAGCAGGCUUCCAAUACUAAUGGUACACACCAGUUCUCACCAGCGGGGUUAAGUCAAGACUUUUUCAGCUCAUCCCUGGCAAGCCCCAGCCUACCCCUGGCUUCUACAGGAAAAUUUGCACUAAACUCUCUCCUCCAGCGACAGCUAAUGCACUCCUUCUACUCCAAGGCCAUGCAGGAAGCAGGAAGCACAAGCAUGAUUUUUUCAACAGGUCCCUACAGCACAAAUUCCAUAUCUUCCCCAACUCCAUUACAACAAAGCCCAGAUGUAAAUGGCAUGGCCCCAUCUCCCAGCCAGUCCGAAAGUGCUGGGAGCAUCUCUGAGGGCGAGGAGAUAGACACUGCAGAAAUCGCCCGGCAGGUCAAAGAGCAGCUGAUCAAGCACAAUAUCGGACAGCGCAUUUUUGGACAUUAUGUCUUGGGACUGUCACAAGGGUCUGUGAGCGAGAUCCUGGCCCGGCCGAAGCCCUGGAAUAAACUGACAGUUCGUGGUAAAGAGCCAUUCCACAAGAUGAAGCAGUUCCUCUCGGAUGAGCAGAACAUCUUGGCCCUGCGCAGCAUCCAAGGCAGACAGAGAGAGAAUCCAGGCCAGAGCCUGAACAGACUAUUUCAGGAAGUACCGAAACGAAGAAAUGGGUCUGAAGGUAACAUCACCACACGGAUCCGAGCCUCAGAGACGGGUUCUGAUGAAGCAAUCAAGUCCAUCCUGGAACAAGCCAAGAGGGAGCUCCAAGUUCAGAAAACUGAGCCGGCCCAGCCAUCUUCUGCAUCCAGCAGUGGGAAUUCCGAUGAUGCCAUCCGCUCCAUCCUGCAGCAAGCCCGCCGGGAGAUGGAAGCCCAGCAGGCUGCCCUUGACCCUGCCUUAAAACCAGCCCCACUGUCCCAGCCUGACCUCGCCCUCCUGACCCCCAAGCUCCUGUCUGCCUCACCUAUGCCCACCGUAUCCAGUUAUUCUCCUCUCGCCAUCUCCCUGAAGAAAACACCGUCAGCCCCUGAGGCCAGUGCCUCAGCCCUGCCCAACACCCCGGCCCUCAAAAAAGAGGCCCAGGACGUGCCCACCCUGGACCCACAGGGUACCACAGACGCUGCACAAGGGGUCCUGAGGCACGUGAAGAACGAGCUGGGCCGUGGGGGCGGAUGGAAGGACCACUGGUGGAGCCCUGCGCAGCCUGAGAGGAGAAACCCCACCUCUUCUGAAGAGACAAAGGUUGAAGAGGCUACAGGGGGGAAAGAAAAGGGUGGCAGUGGCAGCCAGCCACGGGCCGAGCGCAGUCAGCUCCAAGGACCCUCGUCAGAGUACUGGAAAGAAUGGCCCAAUGCUGAGUCUCCAUACUCCCAGAGCUCAGAGCUGAGCCUGACUGGAGCCAGCCGCAGUGAAACACCCCAGAACAGCCCUCUGCCUUCCUCCCCAAUUGUGCCCAUGGCAAAGCCCACCAAGCCUUCCGUCCCUCCACUGACCCCUGAACAGUAUGAGAUCUACAUGUAUCAAGAGGUGGACACCAUCGAGCUCACCCGGCAGGUUAAAGAGAAGCUGGCCAAGAACGGCAUUUGCCAGAGGAUCUUCGGAGAAAAGGUGCUGGGCCUGUCCCAGGGCAGCGUCAGUGACAUGCUAUCCCGGCCAAAGCCAUGGAGCAAGCUAACCCAGAAAGGCCGAGAGCCCUUCAUCCGGAUGCAGCUUUGGCUAAACGGCGAGCUGGGCCAGGGAGUGCUGCCUGUACAGGGACAGCCACAAGGGCCAGUCCUCCAUUCAGUGACUUCGCUGCAAGACCCUCUACAGCAGGGCUGUGUGAGCUCAGAAAGCACUCCAAAGACCUCCGCCAGCUGCAGCCCUGCUCCUGAGUCCCCAAUGAGUUCCAGUGAAUCCGUGAAGAGUUUGACUGAGCUGGUUCAGCAGCCCUGUCCCCCCAUCGAGACCAGUAAGGACGGCAAACCACCAGAACCCAAUGACCCACCAACUUUGGACUCCCAGCCCACAACCCCACUGCCUCUCUCUGGACACUCAUCCCUCAGCAUCCAAGAACUUGUAGCCAUGUCUCCAGAGUUGGACACUUACGGCAUAACCAAGAGGGUCAAGGAGGUGCUGACAGACAACAACCUCGGUCAGCGCUUAUUUGGGGAGACAAUUCUGGGGCUCACCCAAGGCUCUGUAUCUGACCUCCUUGCCCGCCCAAAGCCCUGGCAUAAGCUCAGCCUAAAGGGACGGGAGCCCUUCGUCCGGAUGCAGGUGUGGCUCAAUGACCCCAACAACGUGGAGAAGCUGAUGGACAUGAAGCGGAUGGAGAAGAAAGCCUACAUGAAGCGGAGGCACAGCUCAGUCAGUGACAGCCAGCCCUGUGAGCCCCCAUCCGUGGGUAUUGACUACAGCCAGGGUGCCAGCCCGCAGCCACAACACCAGCUGAAGAAACCCCGAGUGGUGCUGGCUCCUGAGGAGAAGGAAGCCCUGAAACGAGCUUAUCAGCAGAAGCCAUACCCAUCCCCCAAAACCAUUGAGGAGCUCGCCACCCAACUCAACUUGAAGACCAGCACCGUCAUCAACUGGUUUCACAACUACAGGUCUCGGAUCCGCAGGGAACUGUUCAUUGAGGAAAUUCAGGCCGGAAGCCAGGGCCAGGCCGCUGCCAGCGACUCGCCAUCGGCCCGGAGUGGCCGCGCCGCACCCAGCUCGGAGGGCGACAGUUGCGACGGCGUGGAGGCGGCCGAGGGCCCAGGCCCUACCGCCACCGCCGACGACGCAGAAGAGCCGGGCGCGCGCCCACGGCCGCACGCAGGCCCCGCUCGCUGCAGAGCCUCUUCGGCCUGCCUGAGGCGGCGGGCGCCCGGGACCCGCACGACAACCCCGUGCGCAAGAAGAAGGCCGCCAACUUGAACAGCAUCAUCCACCGCCUGGAGAAGGCCGCCAGCCGCGAGGAGCCCAUCGAAUGGGAGUUCUGAGGGCGCGGGCUGGGCCGGCACGAGCAUCGGGUCGGGUCGGGUCGGGUCUGGUCGGGGUCUGGUCGGGUCGCCCGGGCCAGCCCCGUGGGCCGAGGCCGGAGCCCCGCGCUGCGCACUUAGCCCUGCGGGCCACAGGGCAAAAUCGCCAUAGGCCAAGGUGCAUAUAGAAAACAAAGGAGCAUUAAGCCCAAUCUAUGUCGUGUUUUCAAGGAAGAAAACGGAAAAUGUGUAGUCCAGCUUUUUUGUACCCUGAAGUGUUUUUUUUUUUAAUUGCCCUAAGUGAUUUCCACAGGUUCUGGAAUAACUCUUACAGCUUUUGCCUUGUGCCCUCCUCUUUCGUGUGGGCUUUAAAAAAAAAAAGAAAGAAAGAAGUCAAACCCACAUAUUAAAAGGGGGCUUUUUAUCUGCCAUCUAAUGGCUUCAGAGCGAUAAUACACUAUUAUCUUCUUAAACCAGGAAAAGGGGGGAGGGGGGAUUUUUCAGAAAAAAAAAAUUUAAAAAGUUUUUGUAGCUGUUCAGUUGCCACUAAGAGAUUGCACAGUCAAACCGACUCUAAACACACUAGUUUGGAUUCCUAAAUAUUUUCAAGAAAAGAAUCUCGUUUGAAACUUUGAAUUAAAAUAAAAACGCAUUUACUCCACAUAUUUUUUAACAAAAAGAAAAGUCACAUCAGGAAACUUAUCUGAUUUUUGUGGUAGCUGAUGUAGUGUUUUCUUGUACGUGAAUAGAAUCCUGACAUGUAGUGCACAUUGAUCCAUAGCUUUAACUGACCCAGGGCUUUUGCUGCCCAGGGUUUGUUUAAUACACUCCAUUCUAGGCCAAAUCAGGACAAAAAGAAAAGAUCCGAAUCUAGGUAUUUUAUAAUCUGCUUUUUAACCUCUAACCGCAGAGCACGCUGAUCAGACCUCAUAUCUGGGAGGUUUAGGAGACAAGUUAGAACUGUAGCAUGUACCCGUUCAUUUUGUUUAAUUUAUGGUGUCUCCGUCUGUGUUCGUGCGUCCGCGCAUGUGCGAGCAUUAAAAGACAGGAAAGAAUAGGCCGACAAGGUCGCAGCAGGCAGUCCUGGGGCCCGGCAGCCCCACCCUAUCUUUCCUUGACACAGAAGGCACCUCACCUCACACCACUCUUCCUGGGCAUCUGAUGGACUGAGCCCCCCCAGGGAAGAUGCUCCCUGGGCCUGGGCAGGGCUGGUGCACAUGCGCACUCCCUCUUCCCCUCCUUCCCACCACAAGCACUGAUGACCCUGUCGAACUCGUGGGAAGCUUCCUUCCCUACAGAAGAGAGGACGUGGCGGUCUGGGCCCCGCUCCCACCCUGCAGAGACGGCCCAAACUCACCAAAACGCUGACCGCUCUUCAUUUCCAGACCAGACCAUUGGCCCUUCAUUCAUUUCACCUCUUGGGAAGUUCUUUUAUGCACAGUUUAGGGCAGUCUAAGUACCAAUCAGAAGUCUAACUUGUCUCUGAUUCCUCCUGUUGUCUAUGUGUAUAUGCGUGAGAAUAGAGGUGGAUGAGAGUGUGCGUGCGUGCGUGUGUGCAAUUUUAUACGUCUGUGUAUUUUCUUAAGUACCUGUGCACACAUAGAGUGCAUUACUGCCACCUUUUUCAAUAAGCUGUUUUAUCAGUUAUGGCUUCUACAAGUUUGCUAAUUUAGACUCCUUUAUUGCCAUAUCUUUAAACUAACAAUAGAUGAUUUCGGUAUAUAUAUAUUUUUUUUUGCUUAUUUAUAGGUGCUGUAUUUUAUUAUCUGAUUGUUAGGAAGGGAUGAAAGGGGCAAAUAUUCUUUAGAGGGAUAGACUGCCGGCAGUAUUGGGUAUAAUUUACAAGAUGUAGUUGUCAUACUGUAUAUUACUGAUUGAAAACUUUUUGACCGUAUUGUGUAUCAUUGAAACCUUUGUCUUAGGUCAACAUCUUUGGAUGACAUUUUAAUGGUGCAUUCAUUAUUUCUUAAGUUUAAUUAAUAUACUUUUUUGAUUUGGGGGGGUGGGAGGGAGUUCUAAUUUUAAAGGUAUGCUCCCGCUAUUACACCUCAGUGUGCUUGUUAUUACUUAACUUGUAGGACUUUGACUGUAAGAUGUGAAACCACAUUUCUUGCAUGAUGUUUUAGAAAUUAUGUAUUUCAUUUACAGUCUUUUUAACCUGCAACUGCAGCACUUAGUUCAAGUUUUCACAAACUUAAGAGUCACUACACUAAAGACAAUGCCUUUUCAUGAAUAAGAAGUACUCAGAAGGCUCUAGGAGGCUGGGAGGCAGGCCCUUUGUUUGUCUUUGGACAGUUGCAUCAUUUCUGAACUUGACAUCUUGGUUCAGUGAGAAGAGGAUCCACAAUGGAGGUGCUUAAGGGGAAGCAGAUUAACAUCCAGCUGGCUGCUGCAGGUGCCGUAGGAAGAGUGAGUUCAUGCCAGGGGCCCUUAGGACAGUGAGGGGCAGAGCCACUGAUGGUACUGUGGUGUUGUCUCCACAAAAACCUCAAGGGAACUUUGUCAUCAUGUGUGAUGAACCUCUAAAUACCUAUUAGAAUAAGAAGCAGGGAGUUAACUGUUAGGCUAGUAUUUUAGUUUCAAAGGCAUGACUGUUACCAAGGUGUUAAAUCUGAGGAAAUUGGAAAGUCUAGCUUUGUCAGUCCUCGUGGCCAAAUGGUAAUAGUCUAGCACAGCCACUUUGGCUCUUCAAACAAUUAAUUCAUUGUUUGUUUUGUAUUUCUUUACUUUUGAACUGGGUUAUUGUUGAUUUCCAUCCUCAUUCUGUCUUCUGCCAGACUUACAUCUGGGUGCUCGAUACAAUCAGUGGGUUAGAUUUUGCUUGUGAACGGAUCUAUUUUGUAUUUUUUCUUUGUUAUUUAUUUGUUUGUAUGGAGAUCCUAAUCUUAUGAUCUUUUGUGUUAAGCUAGCACUGUCUGUAGUACUUCUAAGAUCUGCCACUAAAUAACACAGAAACCUGUGGAGGGGGAGCAGCCCCCUCCUUAUUGGGCCCCUCAGUUUGAGUCUAAGGGUUCAUCUUUCAUCUUGAUAAGCAAUAUUCAAGUGCCUUGAACAGCACCCCUCUGAGUGGUUACCUUCCACUGGCUGGCCAUCCAAGCAGCAGCUCCACAGGCAGCCAAUCCUCCUCUUUACUCUCUGUCAGCUUAAAAAGCUGAUGUGUACCUCUCCCCAGGGGAAACAGUUCCAUAUAAAACACUAACACUUAAUUACAAGCUCCAUUAUACCAUUUUAAAUGGCUUCUUUUUUGUUAAUUGGAGACAACAUUCAUAACUAGAGGUCUCUGCCAUUACUUAGCUGGCUAAGUGGGGGCCCAGCAUCAAAUCAGUGUUUGCAUCUGGCCUCUUGACCCUUGCGUCCUGCCCAAGUCCCCUUGUGGUAUCUGAGACGUAUGGGUUCUGUCCUGGACCCCUGUCUCCUCACUUUUGGCCCAGCCUAGCUCCCACGUUACCUCCUGUCUGGAACUUCAGGAUCAGUCAAGAUGUCUGAUUUUGGUCCACCAGACUUACCUUCCUUAGAAAGGGUUGUAUAGCCAUUUAGAUGAACUUGGUUCUUCUAGGCAACCAGCCUGAGGAACACUGUGACAUGAAGUGGCUUCUGUUCCCAUCCUGGGGUAGGUGCCCUGGGAUGCAGGCUUAGAAGAAAUCUCUGAGAAAUGCCAAGAUCAUGACUCAUAGGACUACUGCUAAGCAUGCUGCUCUGGGAAAGCAAUCAAGACAAAAGAUAGCAGCUCUCGGCCUCCCCAGGACAGCUCCUUGUGCCCCUGAAGUAUAAACGCCUCCCUAUCCAGCUUCCUUCCUGUUGGCCUCAGUGUGUCUCCCCAUGUAAAAAACUAUCUGAUGUGGCUCUAGUGGUACAGGCACAUUGCUAAUUUAGGAAUUGGUGUUCUGUGCUCUUCUCAUGGCCAGGAGAGAGCCUCCCUGACCCCCAGCACUCCACAGAUCCACAUGGCCCACGCUUAUACCCUGUCUGCUCCUGGCUAGGGCCAAGGUCAUGGUGCUGCAAACCAAGCAGGGAGUAGGUUGUAUGUGACCUAGAGGAGAAGCUGUGGACUGCCACAGGCCUGCCCUCACAUGGGAACUAAAGUCACCAGCAAGCUCAUCCUUGGGCAGAUGCCUUCCCUGCUGCAGCUGGACUGGAUGUCUGUGUUCCUCUGGAACGCACAUCUUUUCAUGCCGGGGUGAUCAAUGAGCUCUGGACAGUCUAUGCAAUGGCUUUCAUUCCUCUACUUUUAGGAAAACAAAUCUACCUGGAAACAGCAGAGGAGUCAGGGAGAUCUACAAAUGUCCUCCUGGGAUUAGCACAAAAUGAAAUGGAGUUGGUCGCUAACUACAGCUUGAGCCUUUGCCUUAAAUGUACUGUGACAGGUGCCUACAGAAACAAGCAUCUGCCCUUAGUCGUUCCAAGGCCAGCCUCUUGCAAGCCCACUAUGCAGGGGAAAGAGCAACACAGAGACUAAGGGUGUAUGGUGAGCUUGCUGGGCUCUUAGCCACAGUACUUUAGGCUGGAAAUGUUCUCACUGCUGGGAUGCCCCUGUUCCUUCCUGGAUGUUCCCCCUCAUCUUCCCACUCCUCAUUUGACCCCUUCUACCUCACUAACCUGUGGUCUCCGCUUGAUGUCACCUGUCAAGGCCAAGGAGGCUGGGAGGUGAAAACAGCUUGAAGCAUGGCAGACAUGAGCUUCUCAGCCUGCUAGGCAGGAUUUUUGCCUCUCUUGUGAGCAUGACAUGACCAGACGGCUGGGCCCUGCAAGACACAUGGCUUUUCCUCGUGACACUCACCUGUUCUUGAAGUUCCUGCAGUUCCUGCAGCUGUUUCCUUUGUAGGCAGGGGUGACUGCAGGCCUCAGAAGACCUUGUCUUUGGUCUGCCUUUGUGUCCUGCACUUUUCUGCACAGCUGUUAAGAUCCAUCUCAGCCAUCCCUGUUGCCCUGAGCUCACCCAGACAGCCACAUGAUCAUGCUUCCCCAGCAACUCUGUCGCUUUCCAUGUCUUAUCUCUGGCACUGGGGUCAUGACUUUGGUCUCUGAAUCUCUUGUAGGCAUCAAGUAUCUUUAAAGAUAGGUGAGGACAUAGGGCUUUCUCUAUCCUGCCUGCCAGGUGUUCUUCCCAAAAGAAUUUUCUAGUUUCUGUUCAGUGUCAAAGAUGACCAGCUGUCAGGGCUGCUGGUUGAAGGUGGGUCCACCCACCACGGUGGCCAGGGUGUUGCAGUGGGAAGUGGGACCGUGCUGAGGAUUUGUAUCAUUAUUCUGUGCCUGGGCACCGUGCAGGAGACACUCACACUUGGAAAUCCCUGUGGUGCUCCUGCUGUGGUUUCACUGGGUCCUUGACAUUGAAGAAGCCUCAUGACCACCGAGGCAAGGCUCCUGUCCUGGCUGGUUAGAUGGUGGCCCAGGGUUCUAACAUGGCUCGGCUGCGUCUCCCAGUGGGCUGUGGGACAGUCUGGCCAGCACACUUGCAUACUAAGAAAGCGGUCCAGUUUGACAAUGUCAUUUUCAUUCCCAUCAGUUUUGCCUUUUUUGUAGAUGAAAACUACCAGGGAAAAAGGGAAAACAGAUUUCCAAAUAAAAUUCCAAAAAGAUCCAGCCUAUAAAUCCUUUGAGAUGGGCUGAAAGCUAAGGGCCAAGACCCAGGGGGAUCAAUCAGGAUGCAAGAGGAGAGGGUAGUAAACCACAAUAUAAUGGGUCGGCCCAAAAGCCCUAGUGGCCUGCGUUCCUAAUCAGGGAAGUAAAAGGAAAGCUAUUUCCUCCCAACUACCUGACUCCUGAGACCUGCCCCCCUACCACCACACUGCACCUACCACCCUUCCUCUGCCAUUACCCCUCCAAAGAUUCCAGUCCACGCCAUCAGUGGCAUCUCGAAUUUUCAUUUUUGGAUGAAGUGACAUUUAGCUUUAACAAGACAUUUCCAAAGCGCCUGGUCUCCUCCAAAAUGCUAACUUUAAAAGUGCAGCAUUAUAGGUGAAGCAUCCUGAAGAAAAGCUAGUGAGAGAAAGACAUUAGGCUAUGCAUAAAUGUGCACUUCCCCCUCCCUAUUACUCAACUUUUUAAAUGCCUUUAAGUUUAAUUGAUCACUUUCAUUUCCUCAUGUUAAGGAGUAGAUAGUCUGCGUUACUGUAAUUUCUGUAGUGUUUGGGCUUUAAUUUCUACCACAAAAUAUGCUAUAUGCUAUGUAUCAAGCUUUCUGUGAUCAGAAAGGAAAGGUGCCUUAAAUCCCAAUGUCACAGUUCUUUCCCUAUGGAAAAUAAUCAGAAGCACAGUGUAUGGAAGCAUUGGGACUUCCAUUAGCAAAACAAUACACCACACAGCAAGACGCAUUGAGGUGGCAAGGGGCUGUUUUUUGUUUUAUAAUUCCUCCCCCCUUUCUUUUUUUUUUGUAGUUUGCUUUAAACAGAAAGCACUUAAAUAGAUGACUAUGUGUAAAAGCUCGGUGCAAUAGAAACAAUGUUUGUUCGGUUUUGAAAGAUAGCACAUUGCACACCAAAUGAACUCAAAGCUUUAGACCAGGAUGAUUCAGGUUGUGGCUGAGUUGUGUUCACUGUAGUCCAUGUGUUCAUGAACUGAAGGGGAAACGGGGCUGCCGGCCCCUGCGGUGACCCAGCUGCCCCUGCUGAGCUGAGCGGGCUGGGUCUGUGGGCUCAGCCAGAUCUACUGGCCUGGGUGCAGCAGGGUGGGGUGCCUGUGAUUGAGCAGCCGAGAGCCUUCCCGAGUGUCAGCCCUUCCAGCACUUAACCUUGUCUUGUUGAGACGGACUGACUGCUACUGACCGACAGCGUGCAUGAGGAUGGUUAUAAAAGGAUGUUUCCUUGAGAAAGAAAAAAAUUUAUUUCUAUCCUCUUCUAUUUAUUAUUAGGUUAAUCAUUUAAGUACUUAUCAGGAGUGUGUUGUUUUGUAUUUUUGUCAUUAUUAAUGCUUUUUGCUAUCACUCCAGUGGUUACUGUCCUCUGCUCCCCCCCCACCCCCAGAAGCUAAGAGUCUGGGGAUAUGCAUGGGGAGGGGCAGAAGGGGAAGGGGUUCUCCAGCAGAAUCAGACACCUGUCUCCUGUGUAGCCACUCAAAAUAUUGGUGGUCUUAACUGUUUGAAUGAGAGUUGGUGAAUGCAAAGCUACCACGGUCAGGAAGGGCCGAGGGGCAGAUCGAUUGCUCGUGAGGAGCUACAGAGGAAAUGGGAAAGCCAAGUUCAGUUCCCCAAAGCCUCCUAGAGCCUCUGUUAAGACUUCUGGGUUCAUGAAGGUUCAGCGAGCCCUGGUCAGAGAAGGUACAGUGGCCCGACUGAGACCAUCACUUCUGAGCGGGAGAGCGGUUUUCUGCAAGGCCCGCAUGGGUUGCUAUAUUUUAGUUGGUUUCUGUUAUCCUUGUCCUGGCGCAUAAAGUUGGUCAAAAGUAUCCUGUGAAGUGACAGGUGCUUCUUAGCACCGCCAGUGGCUGGAGGGCUCAGCCUGGGAAAUUGUGGGCGAGAGAGCCCCUUUCUCUCCAGGGCAGGGAAACACGGAGGAAGCCUGGAUGUGGAGAAAGAACUUACUGUGGUUAGAGAAGCACAGUCAUAAGACACUCAGUUCCUUGCUCCCCAGGCAUGGGGGAGGGAGUCCACCUCCCCAAGGCAGGUUGGACUGCUGCCUGUGCCCCCAAAGGGUCACCUACCCCAGACCCACAUAGCAGAGCAUUUCUUCUCUGCUAUGACUUGUCCCCUUGUCUGAAAUCUUUGGGGUCCUGAUUUUGUUCCUAUCUCUGGGAGGGGGGAAAGCCCUCCAACGAGGUGAUUGCCCCAUCUCCCCAAAGGGUUUUCAUUUUUUUCUAAUUAGUCUAUGCAUUUCUCUUUCUCUCCCUCAUUCCCUCUGCACCCCCAUUUUCUGCCUUUUAACGGGCAUCUCAUGUCCCCACCCUCCAAGACUCUUCAGAAAAUGCUGUGCAUUUUGGAGACGUGAGAAUUCAUUCAAAAUUCUUAAAGCAGUUGAGAAUAGCUUGUUAUAAAAAAAAAAAAAAGUGGGGAAGAAGAUGACAAGGUAGUUUCCCCCACGUCCCUUCCCACAGAGUAAGAGACCUAGCUCUUUGCAUUUGUGCAAUAACUACUUGUGGUGAGAGCGGGUAGCGUCACGCUCCUGUCCAGACUACUAACACACAGCACAAGACUCAUGUCACCAAGCGGUGACCUCUGCAGACAGCCCUUCAUAAGCUCAGCUCCCAGUGCUUUGUGGUGUCUUACAUUUUAGCAGUAUUUUAUAUUUUCUGUAACGCACUAAGUCUUAGAUGUUUUCUAGAGCUUGUUUGUUAAUACAAUCACAGAUUUUCCCCCCUUAAUCCUCACAAAGACCCAGUUGACCAAAAAAGAAGAGAGAGGAAAAAAAGGCGUCAUUUUUGUACAAAUAGCUUUGAGAAGCCUCUGUCGCUGUGACUCAUCUCUGAUAACAUUUUAGUUCUUGCUACUUGUUUUCCACAUUGAGUCAAAGUUGAUCUGGCUGGCAUGGGGGUGGGGGAGACACCCGUCGGCCCCUCAGCGUUGUCCCUUCUGUCUUUGGUUAGCCAUACAAUGUUUGUUCUCAGCACUGUACAACGGUCCCUAUAUGAUAUGGAGAAGCAAUAUCACUGAAACUCACACCAUGUAUUAUUAUUAUUCACUAGCACCCUAGGUGUGAUAAUUGAAGUAAAUAUCUUUUAUACAAACACAA
Molecule: messenger RNA, 13269 nt
Organism: Chinchilla lanigera (long-tailed chinchilla)
Lineage: Eukaryota; Metazoa; Chordata; Mammalia; Rodentia; Chinchillidae
Gene: Cux1
Product: cut-like homeobox 1
Biological process (GO): regulation of DNA-templated transcription
Molecular function (GO): DNA-binding transcription factor activity, RNA polymerase II-specific; DNA binding
Source: RefSeq, a predicted model, not a curated record